ACUCCCGCCUCGCCGCCCGCCCACCGCCGUGCCAGCCCCUAGGAUGGGCGCCCCGAGUGGGUGCCAAGCACCAGUGUGGGCCCUCGUGGCCCUGCUCUUGGUGCAGAAGGCAGAGACCCAGCGCAGCCCAGAGCAGAGCGCAGACAGAGCCGAGCCUGCCGCGUACAGCCCUCGGGUGCACGGGGCCCAGCGCGUGACCUUCCUCGUACCCAUCUCCGUCUUCCCCACCAUGAGCUCCCUGAAUGCGGCGCACAGUGGGCGGGUGUGCAGCACCUGGGGCGACUCCCACUACAAGACCUUCGACGGCCACCUCUUCCGCUUCCCCGGCCUGUGCAACUACGUCUUCUCCGCGCACUGCGGGGCCGCCUACGAGGACUUCAACAUCCAGCUCCGCCGCGGCCUCGUGGACUCCAGGCCCAUCAUCACUCACAUCGUCCUCAGGAUGCAGGGGCUGGUGCUGGAGAUAGCCAACGGCUCUGUCCUCAUCGACGGGCGGCGGGAGGAGCUGCCCUACAGCCGCCCAGGCCUCCUGGUGGAGGGGAGUCACGCAGAUGUGAAGAUCAGCGUCCGGCUGGGGCUGACCUUCCUGUGGAACGGAGAAGACAGCGCCCUGCUGGAGCUGGACCCCAAGUAUGCCAACAAGACAUGUGGCCUGUGCGGGGACUUCAACGGGCUCCCAACCGUCGGCGAGUUCCACACCCACAACACUAGGCUGACCCCGCUACAGUUUGGGAACCUGCAGAAGCUGGAUGGGCCCACGGAGCAGUGCCAGGACCCCCUGCCCUCCCCGGCGGACAACUGCACUGAUGAAGAGGGCCUCUGCCGCAGGACCCUGCUGGGCCCGGCUUUCGCUCAGUGCAACAGGCUGCUGGAUGUCGAGCUGUACGUGGCCGCCUGCACCCAGGACCUGUGCCGCUGCCCUGCCUGCCCCUGCGCCACCUUCGCCGAGUACUCCCGCCAGUGCGCCCAUGCCGGGGGGCAGCCGCAGAACUGGCGGGGCCCCGACCUCUGCCCCCAGACGUGCCCCCGGAACAUGCAGCACCACGAAUGCGGCUCGCCCUGCGUGGACACCUGCUCCAACCCGGGGCACUCCCAGCAUUGCGAGGACCACUGCGUCGAUGGCUGCUUCUGCCCCCCAGGCACCGUGCUGGAUGAUGUCACCCACACAGGCUGCCUGCCCCUGCAGCAGUGCCCCUGCACCCACAGCGGCCACACCUAUGCCCCGGGGGACUCCUACACCACCAGCUGCAGCUCCUGCACCUGCUCCGGGGGACUAUGGAAGUGCCAGGCCCUCCCGUGCCCGGGCACCUGCUCCGUCCAGGGCGGGUCGCACAUCUCCACCUACGACGAGAAACUCUACGACAUGCACGGGGACUGCAGCUACGUCCUGACCAAGAAAUGUGCGGACAACACCCUCACGGUGCUGGCUGAGCUGCGGAAAUGUGGCCUGACCGACAAUGAGAACUGCCUCAAAACGGUGACACUGAGCAUGCACGGAGGGGACACGGCCAUCCGGAUCCAGGCCAACGGUGCUGUGUUCAUGAACUCCAUCUACACCCAGCUGCCUGUGUCAGCGGCCAACGUUACCAUCUUCAGACCCUCGUCCUUCUUCAUCCUGGUGCAGACGGGCCUCGGGCUGCAGGCGCAGGUGCAGCUGGUGCCCCUCAUGCAGGUGUUCCUCAGGCUGGACCCCUCCUACCAUGGCCAGAUGUGCGGCCUGUGUGGGAACUUCAACCAGAACCAGGCGGACGACUUCCGGACCAUCAGCGGUGUGGUGGAGGGCACGGCCGCCGCCUUCGCCAAUGCCUGGAAGACCCAGGCCACCUGCCCGAACGUCAAGAACAGCUUUGAGGACCCCUGCUCCCUCAGCGUGGAGAACGAGAACUAUGCCCAGCACUGGUGCUCCCUGCUGACCAGCCCUGCCGGGGCCUUCUCACCCUGCCACGCCAUCGUCAACCCUGCGCCCUUCCAUUCGAACUGCAUGUUCGACACGUGCAACUGUGAGAAGAGUGAGGACUGCAUGUGCGCCGCCCUGUCCUCCUACGUGCGGGCCUGCGCCGCCAAGGGCGUGCUGCUGAGCGGAUGGCGGGACGGCGUGUGCACCAGGUACGCGAGCAACUGCCCCAAGUCCCAGAAUUACUCCUACGUGGUGGAGAGCUGCCAGCCCACCUGCCGCUCCCUGAGCCAGGUCGACGUCACCUGCGAUGUGGCCUUCGUGCCUGUGGACGGCUGCACCUGCCCCUCGGGCACCUUCCUGGACGACGCUGGUGCCUGUGUGCCUGCCAAGGACUGUCCCUGCUACUCCCGCGGCUCCGUGGUGGCUCCCGGGGAGGUCCUCCAUGACAACGGUGUGGCGUGCUUGUGCACCGGUGGCAAGCUGAGCUGCCUGGGAUAUGAGGAGCAGAGCACAGGGUGUGCAGCCCCCAUGGUGUUCCUGGACUGCCGCAACGCCUCUGCCGGCUCGCCUGGGGCCGAGUGUCUCCACAGCUGUCACUCACUGGACGUGGACUGUUUCAGCUCUCACUGCGUGUCUGGCUGCGUCUGCCCCCCGGGGCUGGUGUCGGACGGGAGUGGGGGCUGCGUGGCCCAGGAGGACUGCCCCUGCCUGCACAACGAGGUCGUCUACAAGCCUGGGGAGACCAUCCGCGUCGACUGCAACACCUGCACGUGCAGAAGCCGCAGGUGGGAGUGCACCCGCCAGCCCUGCCUGGGUACCUGCGUGGCCUACGGGGACGGCCACUUUAUCACCUUCGACGGCGAGCGCUACAGCUUCCAAGGCAGCUGCGAGUACUCGCUGGCCCAGGACUACUGUGGGGGCAAUGGCACGGCCAACGGGACCUUCCGCAUCAUCACCGAGAACGUCCCCUGUGGGACCACAGGUGUCACCUGCUCCAAGGCCAUCAAGCUGUUCCUGGAGAACUAUGAGCUGAUCCUCCACGAGGGCACCUACAAGGUGCUGCAGCGGGCGCCAGGUGGGCACCAGCCCUUCAAGAUCCGUUACAUGGGCCUCUACCUGGCCAUCGAGACCCGCAGCGGCAUGAUCCUGUCCUGGGACCGGAAGACCAGCGUGUUCAUCAGGCUGAACCAGGAUUACAAGGGGAGGGUCUGCGGGCUGUGCGGGAACUUUGAUGACAACGCCCUCAACGACCUCACCACGCGGAGCCAGUCCGUGGUGGGCGACGUGCUGGAGUUUGGCAACAGCUGGAAAUUCUCCCCGUCCUGCCCGGAUGCCCAGGACCCCGAGGACCCCUGCACGGCCAACCCGCACCGCAAGUCCUGGGCCCAGAAGCAGUGCAGCAUCAUCAGUGGGGAUGCCUUCAGCGCCUGCCGUUCUCAGGUCGACUCCACCAGGUACUACGAGGCCUGCGUGAGCGACGCCUGCGCCUGUGACUCUGGGGGCGACUGCGAGUGCUUCUGCACGGCCGUGGCCGCCUACGCCCGGGCCUGCCACGAAGCGGGCGUGUGCGUGUCCUGGCGGACCCCGGACAUCUGCCCCUUGUUCUGUGACUACUACAACCCGCACGGGGAGUGUGAGUGGCACUACGAGCCUUGUGGGGCCCCCUGCCUGAGGACCUGCCGGAACCCCAGUGGGCAGUGCUCCAUGGACCUGCCGGGCCUGGAAGGCUGCUACCCGAAGUGCCCGCCCAGCAAGCCAUUCUUCAACGAGGAUGAGAUGAAGUGCGUGGCCCAGUGCGCCUGCUACGACGAGGAUGGAAACCACUACGAUGUGGGCAUGAGGGUCCCCACUGCGGAGAACUGCCAGAGCUGUGUCUGCACUUUCCGAGGCCUCCAGUGCGCAAACAGCCUGACGGACUGCAAGUGCACCUACCAGAACAGAAUCUACAACUACGGGGACGUCAUCUACAACACGACUGACGGGCUGGGCGCCUGCUUGAUUGCUGUCUGUGGAGACAAUGGGACGAUCACCCGGGAAGCCGUGAGGUGUCCUGGAACCCCGUCCAUGACACCCUUCACCUUCACCAGCAUCACCUCCACCCCUACCCCCAUCACCACCUCCAGCAUCACCUCUACAUUCACCCCUGCCUCCACCCCCUCCACCCCCACCAGCAUCACCUCCACCCCCACCCCCAUCACAACCUCCAGCAUCACAUCCACAUUCACCCCCGCCUCCACCCCCUCCACCCCCACCAGCAUCACUUCCCCCCCCACCCCCACCACCAGCAUCACAUCCACAUUCACCCCCGCCUCCACCCCCUCCACCCCCACCAGCAUCACCUCCACCCCCACUCCCACCACCAGCAUCACCACCACACCCACUCCCAACCCCACCCCCAUCACCACCACCAGCAUCACCUCCACAUUCACCCCCGCCUCCAUCCCCUCCACCACUACCCCCACCCCCACCAGCAUCUCCUCCACCCCCACCUUCAUCACGACCUCCAGCAUCACAUCCACAUUCACCCCCGCCUCCACCCCCUCCACCCCCACCAGCAUCACCUCCACCCCCACCCCCACCACCAGCAUCACCUCCAACCCCACCCCCAUCACGACCUCCAGCAUCACAUCCACAUUCACCCCCGCCUCCACCCCCUCCACCCCCACCAGCAUCACCUCCACCCCCACCCCCAUCACGACCUCCAGCAUCACAUCCACAUUCACCCCCGCCUCCACCCCCUCCACCCCCACCAGCAUCACCUCCACCCCCACCCCCAUCACGACCUCCAGCAUCACAUCCACAUUCACCCCCGCCUCCACCCCCUCCACCCCCACCAGCAUCACCUCCACCCCCACUCCCACCACCAGCAUCACCACCACACCCACUCCCAACCCCACCCCCUCCACCCCCACCAGCAUCACCUCCACCCCCACCCCCAUCACGACCUCCAGCAUCACAUCCACAUUCACCCCCGCCUCCACCCCCUCCACCUCCACCAGCAUCACCUCCACCCCCACCCCCACCACCAGCAUCACCUCCAACCCCACCCCCAUCACGACCUCCAGCAUCACAUCCACAUUCACCCCCGCCUCCACCCCCUCCACCCCUACCAGCAUCACCUCCACCCCCACUCCCACCACCAGCAUCACCACCACACCCACUCCCAACCCCACCCCCAUCACCACCACCAGCAUCACCUCCACAUUCACCCCCGCCUCCAUCCCCUCCACCACUACCCCCACCCCCACCAGCAUCUCCUCCACCCCCACCUUCAUCACGACCUCCAGCAUCACAUCCACAUUCACCCCCGCCUCCACCCCCUCCACCCCUACCAGCAUCACCUCCACCCCCACUCCCACCACCAGCAUCACCACCACACCCACUCCCAACCCCACCCCCACCACCAGCAUCACCUCCAACCCCACCCCCAUCACCACCACCAGCAUCACCACCAGCAUCACCUCCACAUUCACCCCCGCCUCCACCCCCUCCACCCCCACCAGCAUCACCUCCACCGCCACCCCCACCACCAGCAUCACCCCCAGCAUCUCCAUCACCCCCAGCCCCACCUCCACCACUGGUAUCAUCACCACACCCAACCUCACCUCCACACCUACCUCUACCUCCAUUCCCUCCACCACCCACACUCCCACCAUCAGCAUCUCCACCACCCCCACCCCCAUCAACACCAUCAGCAUCACCACCACUCCAACCCCCAACCCCACCUCCACUCCCACCAGCUUCACCUCCACACCCACCCCCAACACUACCACCACCACCACCAUCACAGCCACCCCUACCCCUAGCCACAGCCAGAGCACAACCAGCUGUCAACCCAAGUGUCAGUGGACAGAAUGGUUCGAUGUGGACUUCCCCACCUCGGGGAUCCCGGGUGGAGACAUGGAGACCUAUGACAACAUUAGGGCUGCAGGCGGCAAGAUGUGUAGGGAGCCGAAGAAGAUCGAGUGCCGGGCAGAGAGAUUCCCCGAGGUGAGCCUGGACCAGCUCGGGCAGGUGGUCACCUGCAGCCUGCAGGCCGGGCUGGUCUGCUGGAAUGACGACCAGACAGCACCGUUCACCACUUGCUUCAACUACAAUGUCCGCCUGCUCUGCUGUGACGACAUCCGGCACUGCCCCAGCACAGCCACCCCUGGCGUCAGCUCAACCCCCAGCCCCACCCACAGCAGCACCGCCACCUGGGGCUCCACACUGACACUGUCAACACCCUCGACCUCGGCCACCACACAGACCCAACCCACCUCCCUCAGGACCUCACUCACGACCACCUGGCCGACUUCAUCCCAUGCGCCCUCCACAGCCCAAAUUCACACCAGCUCGGGCUCCUCCAUGGCCACUUCCACGGCCACAGUGACCGAGACCUCCUCCCUCCUCACCCCCAGCCCCACGCCGACCCCCGGGUCCACAGCCUGUCAGCCAGAAUGCACCUGGACGGAGUGGCUGGACCACAGCUACCCGAUGCCAGGAGCCUCCGGGGGGGACUUCGAGACCUAUGCUAACAUCCGGGCGGCCGGCGGGGCCGUCUGCGAGCAGCCUGUGGCCAUCGAGUGUCGGGCCGAGAUGCAGCCGGACGUCAGCCUGGAGCAGCUGGGCCAGGUGGUGCAGUGCACACUGCAAGAGGGCCUGGUGUGCUGGAACCAGGACCAGAGCGGCCAGUUCAAGAUGUGCUUCAACUACCAGAUCCGUGUGCGGUGUUGUGACUACAGCCACUGUACCAGCCCUACUGUCACCAAGGCCACCACGCUGGCCUCCACAGCCUCCGCCCCCAGCAGCAGCAUGAGCAAGGGGUCAUCGACGGCGACUCCACCCUGGACCACGGCCACCUCCCAGACGCACGUCUCCUCUCCUGUGACCACCGAGAGGGUCUCCACCACCACCACUGAGUCAAGACCUUCCUCCACGGGCACCACCGAGAGGGUCUCCACCGCCACCACUGAGACAAGUCCCUCCUCCACAGGGACCACCCAGGGGGUCUUCACUCCCACCACUGAGACCCGUCCCUCCUCCACAGUGACCACCGAGAGGAUCUCCACCCCCAUCACUGAGACAAGACUCUCCUCCACAGGGACCACCAAGAGGGUCUCCACCCCCAUCACUGAGACAAGUCCCUCCUCCACGGGGACCACCCAGGGGGUCUCCACUCCCACCACUGAGACCCGUCCCUCCUCCACGGUGACCACUGAGAGGGUCUCCACCCCCACCACUGAGACCCGUCCCUCCUCCAUGGUGACCACUGAGAGGGUCUCCACCACCACCACUGAGUCAAGACUCUCCUCCACAGGGACCACCAAGAGGGUCUCCACCCCCAUCACUGAGACAAGUCCCUCCUCCACAGGGACCACCCAGGGGGUCUCCACUCCCACCACUGAGACCCGUCCCUCCUCCAUGGUGACCACUGAGAGGGUCUCCACCACCACCACUGAGUCAAGACUCUCCUCCACAGGGACCACCGAGAGGGUCUCCACCGCCACCACUGAGACAAGUCCCUCCUCCACAGGGACCACCAAGAGGGUCUCCACUCCCACCACUGAGACCCGUCCCUCCUCCACGGGGACCACCGAGAGGGUCUCCACCCCCACCACUGAGACCCGUCCCUCCUCCACGGGGACCACCGAGAGGGUCUCCACCCUUACCACUGUGACUUCCAAAAUUUACAUGACCUCUGGCCCCCUGACAACCAAGACCCCCUCCACACUGACACUGUCAUCUCCCCAACCCUCGGCCACCACACAGACCCAACCCACCUCCCUCAGGACCUCACUCACGACCACCUGGCCGACUUCAUCCCAUGCGCCCUCCACAGCCCAAAUUCACACCAGCUCGGGCUCCUCCAUGGCCACUUCCACGGCCACAGUGACCGAGACCUCCUCCCUCCUCACCCCCAGCCCCACGCCGACCCCCGGGUCCACAGCCUGUCAGCCAGAAUGCACCUGGACGGAGUGGCUGGACCACAGCUAUCCGAUGCCAGGAGCCUCCGGGGGGGACUUCGAGACCUAUGCUAACAUCCGGGCGGCCGGCGGGGCCGUCUGCGAGCAGCCUGUGGCCAUCAAGUGUCGGGCCGAGAUGCAGCCGGACGUCAGCCUGGAGCAGCUGGGCCAGGUGGUGCAGUGCACACUGCAAGAGGGCCUGGUGUGCCGGAACCAGGACCAGAGCGGCCAGUUCAAGGUGUGCUUCAACUACCAGAUCCGUGUGCAGUGUUGUGACUACAGCCACUGUACCAGCCCUACUGUCACCAAGGCCACCACGCUGGCCUCCACAGCCUCUGCCCCCAGCAGCAGCAUGAGCAAGGGGUCAUCGACGGCGACUCCACCCUGGAACACGGCCACCUCCCAGACGCACAUCUCCUCUCCUGCGACCACUGAGAUGGUCUCUACCACCACCACUGAGUCAAGACCUUCCUCCACGGGCACCACGAAGAGGGUCUCCACCCCCAUGACUGAGACAAGUCCCUCCUCCACAGGGACCACCCAGGGGGUCUCCACUCCCACCACUGAGACCCGUCCCUCCUCCACGGUGACCACCGAGAGGAUCUCCACCCCCACCACUGAGACAAGACUCUCCUCCACAGGGACCACCAAGAGGGUCUCCACCCCCAUCACUGAGACAAGUCCUUCCUCCACAGGGACCACCCAGGGGGUCUCCACUCCCACCACUGAGACCCGUCCCUUCUCCACGGUGACCACCGAGAGGGUCUCCACCCCCACCACUGAGACCCGUCCCUCCUCCACGGGGACCACCGAGAGGGUCUCCACCCCCACCACUGAGACCCGUCCCUCCUCCACGGGGACCACCGAGAGGGUCUCCACCCUUACCACUGUGACUUCCAAAAUUUACAUGACCUCUGGCCCCCUGACAACCAAGACCCCCUCCACACUGACACUGUCAUCUCCCCAACCCUCGGCCACCACACAGACCCAACCCACCUCCCUCAGGACCUCACUCACGACCACAUGGCCGACUUCAUCCCAUGCGCCCUUCACAGCCCAAAUUCACACCAGCUCGGGCUCCUCCAUGGCCACUUCCACGGCCACAGUGACCGAGACCUCCUCCCUCCUCACCCCCAGCCCCACGCCGACCCCCGGGUCCACAGCCUGUCAGCCAGAAUGCACCUGGACGGAGUGGCUGGACCACAGCUAUCCGAUGCCAGGAGCCUCCGGGGGGGACUUCGAGACCUAUGCUAACAUCCGGGCGGCCGGCGGGGCCGUCUGCGAGCAGCCUGUGGCCAUCAAGUGUCGGGCCGAGAUGCAGCCGGACGUCAGCCUGGAGCAGCUGGGCCAGGUGGUGCAGUGCACACUGCAAGAGGGCCUGGUGUGCCGGAACCAGGACCAGAGCGGCCAGUUCAAGAUGUGCUUCAACUACCAGAUCCGUGUGCGGUGUUGUGACUACAGCCACUGUACCAGCCCUACUGUCACCAAGGCCACCACGCUGGCCUCCACAGCCUCUGCCCCCAGCAGCAGCAUGAGCAAGGGGUCAUCGACGGCGACUCCACCCUGGAACACGGCCACCUCCCAGACGCACAUCUCCUCUCCUGCGACCACUGAGAUGGUCUCUACCACCACCACUGAGUCAAGACCUUCCUCCACGGGCACCACGAAGAGGGUCUCCACCCCCAUGACUGAGACAAGUCCCUCCUCCACAGGGACCACCCAGGGGGUCUCCACUCCCACCACUGAGACCCGUCCCUCCUCCACGGUGACCACCGAGAGGAUCUCCACCCCCACCACUGAGACAAGACUCUCCUCCACAGGGACCACCAAGAGGGUCUCCACCCCCAUCACUGAGACAAGUCCUUCCUCCACAGGGACCACCCAGGGGGUCUCCACUCCCACCACUGAGACCCAUCCCUUCUCCACGGUGACCACCGAGAGGGUCUCCACCCCCACCACUGAGACCCGUCCCUCCUCCACGGGGACCACCGAGAGGGUCUCCACCCCCACCACUGAGACAAGACUCUCCUCCACAGGGACCACCAAGAGGGUCUCCACCCCCAUCACUGAGACAAGUCCUUCCUCCACAGGGACCACCCAGGGGGUCUCCACUCCCACCACUGAGACCCGUCCCUUCUCCACGGUGACCACCGAGAGGGUCUCCACCCCCACCACUGAGACCCGUCCCUCCUCCACGGGGACCACCGAGAGGGUCUCCACCCCCACCACUGAGACCCGUCCCUCCUCCACGGGGACCACCGAGAGGGUCUCCACCCUUACCACUGUGACUUCCAAAAUUUACAUGACCUCUGGCCCCCUGACAACCAAGACCCCCUCCACACUGACACUGUCAUCUCCCCAACCCUCGGCCACCACACAGACCCAACCCACCUCCCUCAGGACCUCACUCACGACCACAUGGCCGACUUCAUCCCAUGCGCCCUCCACAGCCCAAAUUCACACCAGCUCGGGCUCCUCCAUGGCCACUUCCACGGCCACAGUGACCGAGACCUCCUCCCUCCUCACCCCCAGCCCCACGCCGACCCCCGGGUCCACAGCCUGUCAGCCAGAAUGCACCUGGACGGAGUGGCUGGACCACAGCUAUCCGAUGCCAGGAGCCUCCGGGGGGGACUUCGAGACCUAUGCUAACAUCCGGGCGGCCGGCGGGGCCGUCUGCGAGCAGCCUGUGGCCAUCAAGUGUCGGGCCGAGAUGCAGCCGGACGUCAGCCUGGAGCAGCUGGGCCAGGUGGUGCAGUGCACACUGCAAGAGGGCCUGGUGUGCCGGAACCAGGACCAGAGCGGCCAGUUCAAGGUGUGCUUCAACUACCAGAUCCGUGUGCGGUGUUGUGACUACAGCCACUGUACCAGCCCUACUGUCACCAAGGCCACCACGCUGGCCUCCACAGCCUCCGCCCCCAGCAGCAGCAUGAGCAAGGGGUCAUCGACGGCGACUCCACCCUGGACCACGGCCACCUCCCAGACGCACGUCUCCUCUCCUGCGACCACCGAGAGCGUUUCUACCACCACCACUGAGUCAAGACCUUCCUCCACGGGCACCACCGAGAGGGUCUCCACCGCCACCACUGAGACAAGUCCCUCCUCCACAGGGACCACCCAGGGGGUCUCCACUCCCACCACUGAGACCCGUCCCUCCUCCACGGGCACCACCGAGAGGGUCUCCACCGCCACCACUGAGACAAGUCCCUCCUCCACAGGGACCACCCAGGGGGUCUCCACUCCCACCCCUGAGACCCGUCCCUCCUCCAUGGUGACCACCGAGAGGGUCUCCACCCCCACCACUGAGACAAGACUCUCCUCCACAGGGACCACCCAGGGGGUCUCCACCUCCACCACUGAGACCCGUCUCUCCUCCACGGGCACCACUGUGAGGGUCUCUGCCCCUAGUCCCACUGCCUCUUUGAGGUCCUCCCCCAUGACUACCAGGGUAGUCUUGCCCAUCAUCUCUCCCACAGGCCCCUUACUGUCCUCUCCGUAUGUGACCACCCCCCAGUCCCCACCUAGUGCACCCUCCUUGUCCCCAUGGACCCCUGGCAGCCUGCCGUCCUCCACAGCGCCCUCUUCCCAUCCUGGCUCCACCACGCCCUGCCGCUGUAGCGCCUAUGGACAGCUGUUUCUACCAGGGGAUGUCAUCUACAACAAGACGGACGCAGCGGGUUGCCACUUCUCAGCCAUUUGCAACCAGCGCUGUGACGUCGACCGCAUCCCGGGCGCUUGCCCCACCUCCUCACUCCCAGAGACCGCAGCCUCUGCUCCCCCAUCCUCCUCGCCUCCUGGCUGCGAUCUGGCUGUCCCUCCCCGACAGGUGAACGAGUCCUGGAUCCUCGAGAACUGCACGGUGGCCUGGUGCUUGGGCCACAACCGCAUCGUUCUGCUGGGGCCAAAGCCUGUGGCCCCCAUCACCUGCGUGAACGGGCACCUGCCGGUGGAAGUGCAGAGCCCGGAGGAGCCCUGUGACUACCACUACGAGUGCGAGUGCUCCUGCAGCGGCUGGGGGAACACCCACUAUGAGACCUUCGACGGCACCUCCUACUCUUUCUGGGACAAGUGCACCUACGUCCUGGUGCGGGAGAUCAGCCCACGCCACGGGAACCUCAGCAUCCAUCUGCACAACCGCUACUGUGGGGUUGCCGCCAGCUGCCCCCGCGCCCUCAGCGUCCACUACGCGUCCAUGGAGGUCAUCCUCACCACCGCCACAGGCGCUGACGGGCAGCAGGAAAGCCUGAUCCUGUUCGACCAAACACGGGUGAGCCAGGGCUUCAGCAAGAACGGCGUGGCCGUGACCAAGUCGGGGGCCACCGAGAUGGGCGUUGCCAUUCCCACCAUUGGCGUGAGCGUCACCUUCAACGGGCGGGUCUUCCAGGUCCGGCUGUCCUACAGCCGCUUCAGCCACAACACUGAGGGCCAGUGCGGGACCUGCACCAACAGCCGUGAGGAUGACUGCCGCCGGCCGGACGGCACCACGGCCCCCAGCUGCCAGGACACGGCCUGGACCUGGCUGGUCCCCGAGAGCGGCGAGGAGGGCUGCCUGGCGCCCACCAGCCAGCCCCUGCCCACCACACCCACCUCCAUCCCAUGCCCCGAGGCCCCCACCUGCGAUCUGAUUCUUGGCCAGAUCUUCGCCGAGUGCCACCGCCUCAUCCCACCCGGCCUGUUCUUCAGCACCUGCAUCAGCGACAGCUGCGGCGGUGACACCUGCCAGAGCCUGGAGGCCUACGCAGCGCUCUGCCGCGCCCGGGGCGUGUGUCCCGACUGGCGCAAUGCCACCCGCGGGCUGUGCGACCUCGCCUGCCCGCCCACCAAGGUGUAUAAACCGUGUGGCCCAGUGUACCCCCAGUCCUGUGACUUCAGGAGCCAGGGCCCAGCCAGCAGAGGGCUGGUGGAGGGCUGCUUCUGUCCUGACGGCCAGAUCCUGUUCAGCCCACACAAGGACAUCUGUGUGCCUGAGUGCCCCUGCGUGGGACCAGACAGGUCUCCCAAAUUCCCUGGAGAGCGAUGGGUCAGCAACUGCCAGGACUGCGUGUGUGACGAGGGCUCCGUAUCAGUGCAGUGUGUCCCGGUGCAGUGCAAGACCUGGGGCCAGGCCCUGGAAUGCGGCCGAGCUGGCUUCGUGGCCAUCACCAGGCCCCAGGCUGACAACCCGUGCUGCCCAGAGACUCUCUGCGUCUGCAACGCGAGCAGAUGCCCCCAGAGCCCGCCCCAGUGCGGGCCGGGAGAGGAGCUGGUCCGCACACAGGAGGACGACGACUGCUGCCCCACGUUCACCUGCUGGCCUCAGCUGUGUGACUACAACGGCACCGUCUACGGGGUCGGAGCAGCUGUCCCGUCGCCCACUUCCUGCCAGAAAUGCACCUGCCUGCUCAGGGACACCCAGGGUCCGACUGUGCAGUGUGAAGAUGUCACCUGCAACAGCACCUGCCCGCAGGGCUUCAAGCACUCGAGGGUAGAUGGGCAGUGCUGCGGGGAGUGCGUGCAGACGGCUUGCUUCACACCCGAUGGCCAGCUGGUCCAGCCCAACGAGACCUGGGUCAACAGCCUCGUGGACAACUGCACGGAGUACCACUGCCAGGCCGAGAACAGGCCCCCUUUGCUGACCCCGACACCUGUCGCUUGCCCGGACAUGUCUACCUGCAGGGGCGUCCUCAAGAAAACCGGUUGCUGCUACUCCUGUGAGGAAGUGGACUCCUGCCAGGUCCAAGUCGGCGUGAUGGUCCUGCAGCACGGGGGCUGCAUCACCCCGGCCGCCGUCACGGUCUCCUUCUGCGAGGGUUUCUGCCCCGGAGGGUCCAGGUACUCCAUGAGGGCCCCGGCCUCACAGUGCCAGUGCACCUGCUGCCAGGAGACCAGGACUCACCAGGAGGUGGUGACCAUGCAGUGUCCCAACGGGACGGCCAUCCAGCACACCUACACCCACGUGGACGAGUGCAGCUGCGUCCCAUCCUGUGGGACACAGGACAGCACCCACACCACUGUCUGACGCAUUCUGCCCCCGCCCCACACGCCCUCCCCACCUGGAGGCAGAGCGUGCACCUCCCAACCACCGAGACCUCGGGAGCCCUGCCCACCUUACACCUGCCCCAGGUGAAACCUGGGCCCUGGAGGGUGACGGCGCAGUGAGGCUGUGCUUGAGAAGGGCCCCAGGCGGCGGCCUUGCCCUCAGAGCCUCCCCCGCCUGUUUUGGCCCCCCACCUGGCCACGAGGGCCCGCCUCUGAUCCGAAACACAAGCACCCACUCCGCCCAGGCUCCCCCACUUCCUGGUGUCAGAUGGCUGCCCUGGAGAACGUCGCACACCCGCCAUUCCCACCGCGGGCCUGUGUGCGCCGCUGCCCCUCCAAGCCGGUGGAGCAGACUCCCUCUGGCUGCCUCCUGCAGCUGACCACAGACAGGCCUGUCCCCUCAAGGCUGGCCGCCCCCAGGGAGCUGCGCCUGGCUGGCUGGCUGCCUGGCCUGUGUCUGCCCAAGGGGCGGGCCGGGGAGGGGUUGGCACCCCACAGCACCCCCACCCCCACUCACCCCGCUCAUCUUCCAAAUAAAUGCUGAGCAUCUCGUG
Camelus dromedarius (Arabian camel) is the source of this 14411-nucleotide messenger RNA. RefSeq names its product mucin 5B, oligomeric mucus/gel-forming (gene MUC5B). Gene Ontology annotation, molecular function: protein binding. Gene Ontology annotation, cellular component: extracellular matrix. Bases 44 to 13837 code for a protein of 4597 amino acids. The record is from RefSeq and is a predicted model, not a curated record. The transcript has 48 exons. NCBI's taxonomy places the organism in Eukaryota, Metazoa, Chordata, Mammalia, Artiodactyla, Camelidae.